This is a messenger RNA of Scomber scombrus (Atlantic mackerel), 1892 nucleotides long. RefSeq names its product MLLT3 super elongation complex subunit (gene mllt3). Gene Ontology annotation, cellular component: super elongation complex. The record is from RefSeq and is a predicted model, not a curated record. NCBI's taxonomy places the organism in Eukaryota, Metazoa, Chordata, Actinopteri, Scombriformes, Scombridae. The transcript is spliced from 14 exons. Gene Ontology annotation, biological process: regulation of DNA-templated transcription.
AUGGCCAGCUCGGGUGCUGUUCAGGUGAAACUAGAACUCGGUCAUCGUGCCCAGGUCCGUAAGAAACCCACUGUGGAAGGCUUCACCCACGACUGGAUGGUGUUUGUCCGAGGACCGGAGCACAGCAACAUCCAGCACUUUGUGGAGAAAGUAGUUUUUCACCUGCACGAAAGUUUCCCCAAACCAAAAAGAGUGUGCAAGGAUCCACCGUACAAAGUGGAGGAGUCUGGAUACGCAGGCUUCAUCUUGCCUAUUGAAGUUUACUUCAAAAACAAGGAAGAACCCAAGAAAGUUCGCUUCGAUUACGACCUGUUCCUCCACCUGGAGGGCCACCCGCCUGUCAAUCACCUGCGCUGCGAGAAGCUCACCUUCAACAACCCGACGGAGGAGUUUCGUAGGAAGCUGCUUAAAGCCGGAGGGGACCCCUGUAUGCUGCUGCAUUCACCUUCAUGAAGCUCAGCACAGACACAGCGAAGCAGCAGCUCUAAACAACCUUCUUCUUCUGCCUCUGAUGGCUCCAAAGGAAGCGGUACUACCCUCCUCACCACCGCCACAACCACCAGCACCAACAGCAGCAGCUUCUCCAAACUCCACAAACCCUCCAAGGACCACAAAGACAAGCCCCCAAAAGACUUGAAAGAGCCCAAAAGUGCCUUCAGAGACUCUGGCUGGGAACCCAGCAAAGCCCCCAAAGAACCUUCCAGGAAACCCAAAGAGAACCAGCCACUUAGAGAUAUAAAUCCUAAGAUGGGCUUCAAGGAACCCAAGUCUUUGUCCAAGGAGCAUCGGACUGAGGGGAUGACCCACGGGUCGGGGCUUAACAAGCGCCUGUCUAACCCUGACGGUGACGAUCAUGUGACCAAAAAACGUAAAAAGGGAUUUGUGGAAUCAUCAGGGAAGCAAACAUCGGGGUUGGACGCUCAUCAUUUGGAUAAGAAACUAUUGAAGGAUAGAUCGCUGAUGCAAACGAAUAAAUUACGAGCGGAGGGCGACGAAACCGAUCGCAGGAAGGCGUCGAUGCUUCCACCUUUCCAGGAACUGGUGGACCCCAAUGACUCUGAUAUGGAGGACCAGUCUAACAAAUCAGAUUCAGAACAGCCCAGUCCAGCCAGUUCAAGCUCCAGUUCAGGCUUUGCUCCCAUGCACCACAAACGCCAAGUGCUGGGCCCGCUGCAGUCAGUCAUGCAGGAUCUGCACUCGGACGACAACGACGACGACUCGGAUGACGACGACGACAACGACAUGGACUCUGACAUGGAGAGACACGCACACGCACAUCUCACACACCACCAACGCAGGGUCAGUUUGAGUGACGGCAGUGAGAGUGACAGCUCCCCCCCUUCCUCCCCCUCCCGCAACGAGGCUCCGCCCUUAUUAAAGACUACUAAUAACCAGAUUCUGGAUGUGAAGAGUCCCACCAAGCAGAGCAAACAGGACAAGAACAAAACUCUAGAUUGUGACAAGGCUUACCUUGAUGAGCUGGUGGAGCUGCACAAAAGACUGAUGACACUAAGAGAAGGUCACAUACUACAACAGAUUGUAAACCUCAUUGAAGAGACGGGACACUUCCACAUCACAAACACUACUUUUGACUUCGACCUUUGCUCCUUGGACAGAAGUACAGUAAGGAAACUCCAGAGUUACCUGGAGACCUCUGGACUGUCCUGAGGCUCUGAGCAGCUGGCUGCUGGAUCUGUCUCCACAUAUACUUUUGUUUCUUUUGUUUUUUUUCUUGAAUGAACUCCAACUUUUGGAUACAAUGCAAAAGCCCCACUGUGGCUUUGGUCCAGUUGUGUUCAGCCUGUUGGUUGGACCGGGCUCUCUUGAAUGAAGAGGUCCCGCUACAGAAACCAGAGCCAGGUGUUGUGGGGGAUGAGCCCUGUCGAUCAGGA